UAAGCUCUUAGCUUCACUAUAAAACCCACCAGUGGCAGCUUUCGGAGGCAACAGAAGAAAAGAAGCUCAUGGCCCUGAAAUCUGGGAGAGAGGAGGGGACAGACAUUGUUCUCAGGAUUCAGGGGGACCUGGCCCAGCCCCAGACCUGGUGGAAGAUCCAGUUGUUCGUGUGGGAGCCAGUGCUGUUCGGGACCUGGGAUGGUGUGUUCACGUCCUGCAUGAUCAACAUUUUUGGGGUUGUCCUUUUCUUAAGGACUGGCUGGCUGGUGGGAAACACAGGCGUCCUCAUGGGAGUGUUUCUGGUAUCCUUCGUCAUCCUGGUGGCCCUCAUCACCGUGAUGUCUGGCAUCGGUGUCGCGGAGCACUGUGGCGUGGGCAGUGGCGGUGUCUACUCCAUGGUCUCCUCGGUCCUGGGCGGGCAGACCGGAGGCACAAUUGGGCUGCUCUAUGUGUUCGGACAGUGUGUUGCAGGUGCCAUGUAUAUCACCGGCUUCGCUGAAUCCAUCUCAGAUUUGCUGAGCCUCAGGAAUAUCUGGGCCGUGCGAGGAAUUUCAGUGGUGGUGCUUCUGGCCCUGCUGGGGAUUAACCUAGCAGGUGUCAAAUGGAUCAUCCGCCUGCAGCUGCUGCUGCUGCUCCUGCUGGCUGUGUCCACACUGGACCUCGUGGUGGGCUCUUUCACGCACCUGGACCCAGAACAUGGCUUUAUUGGAUAUUCCCCGGAACUGCUGCGGAACAACACUCUGCCGGAUUACAGCCCAGGGGAGUCUUUUUCCACGGUCUUUGGGGUGUUUUUCCCAGCAGCUACAGGAGUCAUGGCCGGCUUCAACAUGGGGGGUGACCUCAGGGAGCCUGCCACCAGCAUCCCCCUGGGCUCCCUAGCAGCUGUUUGCAUCUCGUGGUUUCUGUACGUUGUCUUUGUCUUCCUGCUUGGCGCCAUCUGCACCCGAGAGGCCCUUCGCUACGACUUCCUGAUAGCCGAAAAGGUGUCCCUGGUGGGCUUCCUGUUCCUUUUGGGCUUGUACAUCUCAUCCCUGGCCUCCUGCAUGGGAGGCCUGUACGGGGCCCCCCGGAUCCUGCAGUGCAUUGCCCAGGAGAAAGUGAUUCCCACACUGGCCUGUCUGGGGCAAGGGAAAGGGCCGAAUAAAACUCCCAUAGCUGCCAUCUGCCUGACUAGUUUGGUGACCAUGGCCUUUGUCCUUGUGGGUCAGGUGAAUGUUCUGGCUCCCAUCGUCACCAUCAACUUCAUGCUGACAUAUGUUGCGGUGGAUUACUCCUACUUCUGCCUGUCCAUGGUUUCCUGCAGCCACCCCCGGGUGCCUGGGUCAGUGCACAGGGAGAACAUGGAAGCUCUCCACUGCUCUGAGCACCUGCUGUUGGAAAAGGCUCCCAGUUAUGGCUCUGAGGGCACUGCCCGAAGCCUCUCUGAGGGCACUCUGCUAGAAUUCACCAGAGACAUGGAUCAGCUCCUCCAGCUAACCAGGAAGCUAGAGAGUAACCAGACCAGGCCAGGAGACAGUGACAGGAUCCCGGAGCAUCAGAAGGGGAAAUGCAAGAAGGCCACCAAGCAAACCCUGCAAGAUAGCUUCCUCUUGGACCUCAAGUCACCAGCUUCCUUUUCUCCUGAAGGCCCUGACAGAUUGCCCACUGACUACUGGCAGGGGCAGGAGUUCUGCUGGUUCAACCAGCAUUCCAGGAGUGAAAGGGCUCAUCCUGGGGGAACAUGUGGAGAGCAACUUGUCCCUGAGCCAAGCAACCAGCCAGGGCCAGGUGGAGAAGAUUUCUUCCUAAAGCAUAGGCUCCAGGAACAAGACAUCCAGAGCAGACCUACUUCUGUCUAUGCUCGCAUGUGCAAUCCCUGGGUCUCCCUGCUGGGGGCUGUUGGGUCCCUUGUCAUCAUGUUUGUGAUCCAGUGGGUCUACACCUUGGUUAACAUGUGUGUUGCUGCGGUUGUGUAUUUGUACAUUGGCCGGACCAGUCCAGGGCUUCACCUAGGAUCAGCCUCCAACUUCAGUUUUUUCAGAUGGAUGAGGUCUCUUCUGAUCCCCUCCUGCAGGACCUGUGUGGUUAGAUUUGGACUGCUCUGACGAUCAGCGUAAUCUCCCCAACUCAAGAUCCUUAUUACAGGAGUUCCCUUUGCAGCCAUCACCUUACGCUCUGGCACAGUGCACCGUGAGGCAGCGACACUGACUGACCUAUGGCAGGCGUCACACCUUUUGUGUGUGGAAGACAGACUCCCUGGGGUGAACUGAUCGGCUCAGAGUUGUAGAACCAGGCAACAGAGAAGACAGAAUGAGGACUCACGUGUUCCACUUCCUGCUCCAGAGCUCUUUUGUAAAGCAUUGACUUGGCCAUCUAUCUCCAUCUUUCCAAGUGGAAAUAGUUUUUUCCUGAUUAUAAAGGAAAUACAUGCCAUCAAAUGACACAUACAUGGUGGUUAGUAGCAGCACUGUCUGUAGCAGCUGUGAAACGGCCACUAGCAGUAGAAGGGAAAACAGCUCGGGGGCUGGCCCCUCCGUGGGUACCAUCGACGAGGAGAAGGAAGGGUCUGUCAGCACGUACAACAAUGCUGAGCAAUAGCAGCUAGACAGAAAAGAGUACAUGUCUAGACAGUCAAGAGUACUUGACAUAAAAUACAAAACCAGGUAUUUUAUCAAAAAAUACUAAGCUAUGCUGAAAGAAGUCAGGAUAGUGGUAAUGUGUGUGGGAGAAUGAUGGGGGGAGGGGACUGUCAUGGGCACCUCUCCGUCUGAGUGCCGGCUGCACAAACCUCUGCCAGCAAUGUUCGCUGAGCUCUGCACAGCUCAUGGAUGUCCCUCUACGGGUGCGUUUUUCUCUGUGUACAUCGUAUUUCAGUAAAGAAUUUUAAAUAGUUGCUCAUGCUCUUGUGAGAAAUUCAGACAACACGAAGAAGUCCACAUCAUCCUCUAACAAUUUAAAAAA
This is a messenger RNA of Phyllostomus hastatus (greater spear-nosed bat), 2940 nucleotides long. RefSeq names its product solute carrier family 12 member 8 (gene SLC12A8). Gene Ontology annotation, molecular function: potassium:chloride symporter activity. Gene Ontology annotation, biological process: chloride transmembrane transport; cell volume homeostasis; potassium ion import across plasma membrane. Gene Ontology annotation, cellular component: membrane. The transcript is spliced from 14 exons. Bases 69 to 2084 code for a protein of 671 amino acids. NCBI's taxonomy places the organism in Eukaryota, Metazoa, Chordata, Mammalia, Chiroptera, Phyllostomidae. The record is from RefSeq and is a predicted model, not a curated record.